GACUCGAGAACAGACAGCAGCAGGGAGAGAGGAGUACACCAGGAGGGUGAGAGAGGAAAAGAAGAGAGAAAUUACAGCAGGGAGAAUUACCUCAUUUACCUUCACCUCAACUCCUGCUCAGCCUGCGUCUGAUCUUCGUAUCGGACCUUCCCCCAGUUAGCGGAUCCUAGAGCUCAUUCACGUGCUGAUCGGCGUGUUGCAGCGGUGCACCAUGUCGUCUAACGAGAAGGCGACGGUGACCAAGGAGCAGAAUGACCGGCAUAGAAAGAUUCUGGACGGUCUCCUGAAGCUUCCUGAGAACCGCGAAUGCGCUGACUGUGGCUGCAAAGGGCCGCGUUGGGCGAGCGUUAACCUUGGAGUUUUCCUGUGCAUCCAAUGCUCGGGCAUUCAUCGCAGCCUGGGAGUGCACAUCUCAAAGGUUCGAUCAGCAACGCUCGACACGUGGCUGCCUGAGCAAGUGGAGUUCAUGCAGUCGAUGGGCAAUGCCAAGGCGAACGCCUAUUGGGAAGCGGAGCUGCCGCCACAUUUCCGCCGCCCGGCAGAGGCGGACAAGGGAGCCCUGGAGGGAUUCAUUCGUGCCAAGUACGAGCAGCGGCGCUGGGUGCGGAUGAACGACGAGGAGCGCGCGCGGAUGCGCCAGAGCGCAAGGGACGACGACCGCAACAGUUACCGGGGCGGGGGGGAGCGGCCCCGCCGAUACCACGACUCGGAUUACGACAGGGACUGGAGCCACGGCGCGCAUGCCACUUACAACCGCGGCGGCGGCGGCGGCGGCGGCGGCGGCGGGGGGGGUGGGGGGGGAAGUAGAGGAGGCGCGUAUGAUUCCUAUGACAAGUAUGACCGUUACGGUGGGCCCGGGGAUAGGGACAGGGGCGGUAGCGGUGGCGGUGGUGGUGGGAGGUAUGAUUCCCAUGGCGGGGGUUACGAUCGGGACCCCCGGGGCGGCGGCGGUGGUGGGUACGAUCGUGACCCCCGGGGUGGUGGUGGGGGGGGGUAUGAUCGUGAUCCGCGUGGCGGGUAUGACAGGGAGCGUGGGGGAGGGCCGAGCUCGCGAGACAGGGACUAUGGACGGAACCGGGAGCCAGAGCCCCGCUCGCGCCCGGAGAGCAAGGGACCCAGCACCACGCCUGUGAAGGUGACCAUGUCAAGCGGGCAGCCAGCUGCAACAGCAGCAACCCCUGUCCGUCCCCUGCCCGGUCCUGGCUUUGGCCAAAUCCCCCCUGUGCAAGCUCCUGGUGCCCCUGCUGCUUCCACUGCUGCCGCCGCCGCGGCUGCUGCUGCUGCUCCCGCCACAGCGACUGCAGCUGCUGCCCCACAGGCUGCUCAGACGGCUGAUCUGUUUGAUUUCCUCUCAAUCAGCGAACCUGCUGCACCCGCUGCUGCGGCUGCUGCUGCUCCUGCUGCUGCUCCCGCAACUGCUGCUGCUGCCACUCAACAAGCAGCACCUGCUGCAACAGGAGCGUGGGCGGCUUUUCCUGAGGCUGCUGGUGCUGCUCCAGCUGCCAGCGCCCCUGCUCAAGCCGCCGCUGCAGGUGGUCAGGGAUCCGCAGCAAACCCCCUGGCGGACUUGUUUGCUGCAGCGCCCGCAGCUGCUCCCGCUGCUGCACCUGCUGCUGCUGCACCAGCCCCGGCUUCCAAGAACGUCAAGUCUGACAUCCUGAGCCUCUUUGAGCAGGCCCCUGCCAGCAGUCCGUUCCUGGCACAGCAGCAGAUGGCAGCUGCUAUGUUUGCCCAGCAGCAGUACAUGGCUGCAGCCGCUGCAGCUGCAGCCGGCGGUACCAAUGCUGCUGCUGCUGGGGGCGCAGCAGUCAGCAUGCCUGCAGGGGGCAUUCCUGGCCUUGUGGCUCCGGCUCCUGGAGCAGCAGGAGCAGCCGCUGCUGGACCUGCAGCAGCUGGGGCUCCUGGCAUGUUCGGAAUGCCAGGUUUUGUGCCUGGAGCAGUCCCAGCGUUUCCUCCCACUGGGGUGUUUCCUGGGCAGGCAAUGCCUGGUGGUUUCCACCCGCAGUUCAUCCCAGGCAUGACGCCUCAGCUCUUUCCUGGCCAAGUCCCUGCAGCUGGCGCUGAUGCUGGUUUUGGUAUGCCCCAGGGAUUCGCUGGCCUGGCGGGAGUAAUGCCUGCAGCUGUGUCUGCCCAACCAGCUGCUCCAGCUCCAGACACGGGUGCAAGCUACGACUUCUCGUCCCUCACUGCAACAGCACUUUGGAAGUAGAAUAUUGUUGGAAAUGUGGCAGCGGAGGCAGAUUUCUUUUUUCAGGAACACUGAAACCUUGUACUUGUGGUUACGAGGAGAAGACCAUCCGCCACCACCCCCACCCAUCACCUAUUUCAGGGCCUGUAUUCUGACGUCCCCUGGACUGCAUGUGAACUACUUCCGAGUCUGUUAGGAGAGGCAUUAUUUGAGUACUAAAACCUUCAGCAUUGGAUCAUUGUGUAUGG
This is a messenger RNA of Closterium sp. NIES-67, 2436 nucleotides long. The record is from the annotation of a GenBank genome assembly. Lineage: Eukaryota; Viridiplantae; Streptophyta; Zygnematophyceae; Desmidiales; Closteriaceae.